AUGGAGGACGUCAAUCAGGGCUCGGUGCCCAUCAACCUCAUCAAGGGCGGCUUUUUACUACUCAUCGCAUGUAUCCCCACCGCAUUCAUCAUGCUCGCGACUCCAAAGUCAGGCAUCAACUCGACACCGCGCUACGUCUGGCCUAUCGUCGUAGUCGCGAUCGGCAAGCGUAUCUUCCAGAUGAUAGCAGACACGGGCACGAGCUUUGUCAUCAACGGCGUCAUCAUGGGAUGGGUUGUUCUCGUCUUGAUUCAAUGCUGCAAUGUGUUGAUCGUUAGGAAGCUUGACUCUGAUGAGUUGGUUCGAGGCAACAUUUUUCGACUUUCUGAUGGGUUUCUCGACAAGUUUUAUUUCACAAUGCGGCUGUUGUUUAAUUUGCGAAAUGUUGGGAAUCCGUGGGAGGUCAAACGCCUUCACAAAUUUCCAAGCUACUACAAAGGGCCAAAGCCGAGUCGAAGCGCGUACAUUACACGACAGGUCCUCAUCAUGGCGUGGCAAUACCUCCUACUCGAUAUUAUCUACAUGUCCUCCUUGGAGACACCACCAGAAGAUGCCCAGAGACUCUUUGGUCCUGGUACAGAGUUCAACUAUCUCAAUGCCACUGCUGAGCAAUGGGGAGGACGUGUCGCUGUUGGGCCUGUGGCAGGGCUUGCACCGGCUCGAGUGUCCAUCGAUAUUCCCUACCGAGGCUUCUCUAUCCUCUCUGUUCUCCUUGGAAUUACUUCUACGGAUCAAUGGCCGCCUCUGUUUGGAAGUAUGUGGGAUGCAUACACCAUCCGUGGCUUCUGGAACACCUUUUGGCAUCAGGACUGCCUAUGGCCUAUGAAAUCACUCAGCAACUAUAUUUGCCGAGACCUGCUAGGUCUUCCACGACCUUCAUUCAUCGAGCGCUACCUGAACAUUCUCAUCGUGUUCCUGGCCUCUGGGGCUAUGCACCUCACCAUCGACCUGUUUUCCUACAAGCCCCCAUCCAAAGCACCUACGCUUGCCUUUUUCGGCUCCAUGGCUUUAGCCAUCAUGUUGGAGGACGCAGUUCAAGAUCUAUGCCGUCGGAUCACCGGCGUUGAUACGCGGAAGAAGGAUGUCAAGGUUCCCUUGUGGCAUAGACUUGUGGGUUACGUUUGGGUUAUCACCUGGAUGACCUUGACGGCUCCUUGGUAUCUGGCCCAUGCCGCUCAACUACCGGCAGAGACAAAAUGGCUUGUACCUUUCAGUUUGGUCAGUCAGAUUGGGCUUCCAGCAGCAGGUGCCUUGUUGGGUGUGAGCGGCUUGAUCUUGAAGUAUGCGAUUGGGGGUGAGGUUUAG
Molecule: messenger RNA, 1305 nt
Organism: Fusarium vanettenii 77-13-4
Lineage: Eukaryota; Fungi; Ascomycota; Sordariomycetes; Hypocreales; Nectriaceae
Exons: 2
Coding region: 1-1305 (434 amino acids)
Biological process (GO): lipid metabolic process
Source: RefSeq, a predicted model, not a curated record